AUGGAUAUCGAUCAAGACUCUCGAAUCUCCGCCGCAUAUACAACGCGUCUCGACCAAACCCUCCAAGAUCUUCAAGAUCGAGUCAAGGAGCAAGAAGCUGCACUUGCAAAGCUCCGAGCAAAAACCUCAAUCCCCAUAUCUUCCGGACCAUCACCAGACCCCCAAAUUCACCUCCACCAACUCCGCGCUCUGAAACACGCAUACGAUACCCUCUCCGCCACACCCCCCUACCUCCCACCUCCCAAAUCCGUCCUCCCCGCCCUCCUCGCCCACCGCACCACCACAUCCUGCAUCCAAGAAACCCAAGAAUGCAUCACCACCAGCUCACAUGACCUCUCCACCAUCACCACGCUCCUCCAAAAAGAAAAAUCCGACCACCAAGAUGCCCUCUCCAUCCAAUCCGCGCUCCAAUCGCGCAUUUCCGCCCUCACAACCCAACUCACGCAACAAACCCAAAAAUCUCCCUCCCAGAUCUUUUCCGAGCUGCAAUCCUCCUUCCAAACAGGCAAAACACACUACGACACCGAAACGGGCAAUCUCAUCCGCGCAUUCAAUUCCUUCAUCGAUACACAUCUCGCAUCCAUGCUCGCCGCCGAAGAACUCGGCGGCCCCAUCGUAGGCGAAAUGCUCUCCAUCACUCCACAAACCCUCAUCGCCGGUUUCAGCACGCAGGGAAAACCCAAAAAGCCCAAGGAAAACCCAAACAUGGACAAGCGCCAGCGUCGCAUCGACGAAAUCUGGGGUCCCAAACCAUCCCUCGACCCAGACGACGACGAGGACGAAGCAGAAGAAGAAGAAGAAGAAGAAUGGGACGAAACACGUGCCGCCGCCGCAGAAAUGCGCGAAUUGGCCGAACAGCUGUUGAACGGAUUAUUGGAAGCCGAUGAGAGUGGCUCGGGUGGAUACGUCACGCUCGAGAGAGAUAGUGCGGCGGCGAGAUUCCUGGUCAGGAGUAAAGUGGCGCAGUAUCAUUUCAAGGAUGCGCGGAAAUUGAAGCUGGUUGAUUUUGAAAAGGAUAUUGUGUGA
Messenger RNA from Botrytis deweyae, 1026 nucleotides. RefSeq lists its product as uncharacterized. The transcript has 2 exons. Lineage: Eukaryota; Fungi; Ascomycota; Leotiomycetes; Helotiales; Sclerotiniaceae. Gene Ontology annotation, cellular component: nucleus. Bases 1 to 1026 code for a protein of 341 amino acids. The record is from RefSeq and is a predicted model, not a curated record. Gene Ontology annotation, biological process: mitotic sister chromatid segregation; kinetochore assembly.